AUGAGAGGGGUGAUGCCUAAGGUUGACUGGAGGAGAAUGGUUUGCAAUAAUCAAGGAUCACCUAAGUGGUUGUUUAUACUAUAUAUAGCUGUAUCCGGUAAGAUCCUCACUAGAACAAGAUUGGCCAAAUGGGGCACUGUUACUGAUGUAAAAUGCUUCUUAUGUGACAGAGAGGAUAAGGAUAUAGACCAUUUGUUGUUUGGUUGCAUUUUUUCCAGUAGUAUCUGGGAGAAAAUACUGCAAUGGCACGGAAUUAAGAGAAGAGCAAUGACCUGGCAGCAGGAAGUUCAAUGGGCAAUAAGUCAUGCCAAGGGCAGAAGUGGAGCAGUUGAAGUGUACAAAAUUGUGUUGGCUUGUAGUGUUUAUCAUAUAUGGCAGGAAUGGAAUUGGAGGAUAUUUCAUAAGAGGACUAGAGGACCAGCUGAGAUUACUAGAUUAAUCAUUCAAGAAGUUCAUGGUAGAGGAAGCAAACAAGUUGCAAGCCAGAAAGAUGAAGCAAAUGAAGAUGCAAAGAGAACAGAUGGCUCAAAAAUUAAUACUUGUGAAGAAUGUGGUGUGAACUUUCAGAAGCCUGCCAAUUUGAAGCAGCAUUGUUGCUGUAGUGCUUAA
Lycium barbarum (goji berry) is the source of this 609-nucleotide messenger RNA. RefSeq lists its product as uncharacterized. The transcript has 2 exons. NCBI's taxonomy places the organism in Eukaryota, Viridiplantae, Streptophyta, Magnoliopsida, Solanales, Solanaceae. The record is from RefSeq and is a predicted model, not a curated record. Bases 1 to 609 code for a protein of 202 amino acids.